Insectozyma verbasci is the source of this 1119-nucleotide messenger RNA. The record is from the annotation of a GenBank genome assembly. NCBI's taxonomy places the organism in Eukaryota, Fungi, Ascomycota, Pichiomycetes, Serinales, Debaryomycetaceae.
AUGUUACAAUCAUUAAUUUUAUUAAACGAUAAAUCAGUUCCAAUUUCAAUAUCAAAUCCGCAAGCCAAUACUGAAACACAACAUUAUGAGAAUGAUACUAAUAAUAAGGACAAUUCUAAUAAUAAUUUACUUACAAGAUACCAUUCGAGAACUCCACCUUUAAUUUCUACAUUCACAUAUUUAACAAGAUUAACAAAAUUUAAUAAUUUCAAUCAAGCCACUUUAUUAACAACUAUUUACUACAUUGAUUUAUUAUCACAUCAAUAUCAACCAUUUUUUACGUUAAAUUCAUGGACCGUACAUAGAUUUUUAUUAGUUGCCACUAUGAUUGCUCAAAAAUCAUUGGAAGAUUUCUUUUAUACCAACGAUCAUUAUGCUAAAGUUGGUGGUGUUGUAAUCGGUGAAUUAAAUUGCUUGGAAUUGGAUUUUUUAAAUCGUAUAGAUUGGAGAUGUAUACCAGGAAAACAAAUUAAUAAUAAUAAUAAUAAUGGAAAUGGAGAUAAUUCAAAAAAUUUAACUGAAAAGUUUUGUCCAAUUAGAUAUGCCAAAGAUGUGUUAAAUAUGUAUUACUUUCAGUUAAUUAAAUUGAUGGGAAAAAACGUUGAUAAAGAUAAUUCUACUUUUAAUAAUUUUCAUUUUGUAAAAGAAUCUUGGAAUAAUAAGAGUAAGGAAGAAGAUGAAGAAGAUGAAGAAGAAGCUGAUGAUGUUAUUUAUGAUGAUUACGACGAAGAAGAUGAAGAAGAAGAGGAUGAAGAAGAAGAAGAUGAAGAAGAUGAUGAUGAUGAAUAUGACGAAGAAGAUGAAGGAGAUGUAGUAGAGGAUGAAUAUUUUUCAAAUGGAGUUACCAAAGUUGAUAAUGAUACCGAUUUAAUUGACAAAGAGAUAGAAGAUGAACAAAGAUAUGAUCAUAAUGAAGAUUAUAUGGUAAAGAAACUAAGAAAUGAAAAUUACAUAGUGAGCGAUGAUUUGAAAGAAAAUGAUGAACAUUUUAAUAAUAAACAAGAGGAUUUAAAUGAUAAAUCGGUUCCAAUUGAUAAAUAUAAGUAUGAUACAAGUGGAAGAAACAUAGAUGGAAGUUCAUCGCCGCAUUUGAAAAGACACUACAGUAAAUAUGAUUAA